AUGCCUCUUCCAGACACAAUGUAUUGUAGUCAACAAAUCAACAUCCCUCCUGAACUGCCAGACAUCCUCAAAAACUUCAGCAAGGCAGCCAUCCGCACACAGCCAAAGGAUUUGAUGCUGUGGUCUUCAGCAUACUUCAAUGCACUGUCAAAAGAUGAGUGUCUGCCUGUCAAGGACAGGCUGGAGAUGAAUGUUGCCACCCAGAAAACAGAUACUGGACUGACUCCAGGUCUACUGAAAACUCUGCAUAAACAGCUGUCUCACAAGAAAACGUGCAUCAAGGAGGAGCUGCGGAAGAAAUGGAAGGGACUGUGUCUUCCCAUGGACCAGUUUGAGACCUUACUGUUACUGGGGAGCUUUGCCUCAGACAUUGACUGGAUGGAGUUUUUUGCCCUGUGCUGCAAUUCUCUUGGAGGGACCCUCAUGAGUUCUCUAAAGUUUGCCUGUGAGAUCCUGACAGAGGAUGAGGAAGGUGGUGCUGCUAGAAUCCCUUUCACCACCUUCAUCAAACUCUACACCUACAUGGCACACUUGGAGGGAGACAUGCCACAGGACCACAUUAACAACUUCCUCAGCAGCCUGCAGGCUCAAGUCAACAAGCAGAACGGCAUGAUUCAGGUUUCCAACUUCUACAUCAGCAGGAAGUGAGGGAAGGAGACACGCAAAGCAGUGGAAGGCAGGAAGGAAGGAAAAGAAGUAAAAAAACAGCCGUGUUCAAUUUAUAAAUUGGCCC
Molecule: messenger RNA, 733 nt
Organism: Labrus bergylta (ballan wrasse)
Lineage: Eukaryota; Metazoa; Chordata; Actinopteri; Labriformes; Labridae
Gene: ropn1l
Product: rhophilin associated tail protein 1-like
Source: RefSeq, a predicted model, not a curated record